Messenger RNA from Arabidopsis lyrata subsp. lyrata, 1403 nucleotides. RefSeq lists its product as uncharacterized. Gene Ontology annotation, molecular function: protein binding. Bases 23 to 1186 code for a protein of 387 amino acids. Lineage: Eukaryota; Viridiplantae; Streptophyta; Magnoliopsida; Brassicales; Brassicaceae. The transcript is spliced from 11 exons. The record is from RefSeq and is a predicted model, not a curated record.
UUCUGCACUUGAUCCCGAAGUCAUGCAAUAUCUAUCGUACUCUCGUAGAAUCGCUAGGGUGGCUCUCAUGGAGACCGAUGUGAGAUUUGUAUACAAUGCCUCUCAUGUUGUUCAACGGCCGAGCCAUCGAUCUCUUUCCCACUCUGCAUUUCCAGGAAAAAUGGAUACUUGUAAUCAGUUGUACGCUCAAUCACCUAUGACGGGGUUGAUGAUGCUGAGAGCUAACUUUACCUCUGAAACAAAACAUGUCGAGAAUCCUACAGAGGCUGUCAAGGAAUUACAUGGUAAAAUACUUGAUUCUGUGAAUGUCAAGAGAUCAAUGGCUCCAAAUGCUUGGUUGUGGUCAUUGAUUGAGAACUGUCGGAACGAGGAUGACAUUAGUUUUCUGUUUGAGGUUCUGCAGAAUCUCCGGAGAUUUAGAUUGUCCAAUCUUCGUAUUCAUGACAACUUUAAUUGCAAUCUAUGCCAGCAUGUUGCUAAGACUUGUGUACGUGUGGGUACAAUUAACCAUGGUAAAAGGGCUCUUUGGAAACAUAAUGUUCACGGGCUGACUCCGAGCGUUGCAUCUGCACACCAUUUACUGUCAUACGCAUUAGAGCACAAGGACGCGAAACUCAUGGAUGAAGUAAUGAAACUCCUGAAAAUGAAUAAUCUGCCUUUACAACCUGGGACAGCGGAUUUUGUUUUCAGGAUCUGUCAUGAUACAGAUAACUGGGAUCUAUUAGCUAAGUACUCGAAGAAAUUCUGCAAAGCUGGAGUCAAGCUCAGGAAGACCACAUUUGAUGUCUGGAUGGAAUUUGCUGCCAAAAGAGGAGACACAGAGUCGUUAUGGAAUGUUGAUAAACUGAGAUCUGAGACUUACACUCAACACACCCUUUCCGGUGCUUUUUCAUGUGCAAAGGGCUUUCUGCUAGAACAUAAACCUGAAGAAGCUGCUGCUGUAAUCCAAAUCAUCUGUCAGGCGUAUCCUGAUGAGAAGAAGUCAGCAUUUGAGGCUGAAUUCAAGAAGCUGGUAAACGAGUGGCCUGUGGACAUUAUCAAGCACCAAAAUGAAGAAGACAAGAAGGCUGUAGCUGCAUCACUGAAAUCUGACAUCCCUGCAAUGGUCAAUGCUUUGGUAAACUCUGGUUUGAGAGUGAGAGUGGAUUUAGAUGAGUUAAACAAGAAUGAAGCUCUUCUCAUCUGAUGAUUGGAUUGAUCCAUUUCACCGCAACUAGAAGAUCAGUUCAUGGCAGAAUAAUAUUCAAAUCGAUAAGUGGGAUAGUGUGAGAGGCAAACAACAGAAGUCUUUAGGGUUUGUCUUUAGGACAGAGACACAAACUGACAAGAGUUACCCUUUUUGUAAUAACAAAAUUUGGAAAACAAGAAUUUUGAUUCUCAAAGAGACCUUUCUACUUCGAUCA